GCUCCCUUUUCCUCUCUGCUGAGGAACAUCCUGAUUUGGCCAGAGAGCGAGCCGCGACAGCGUCGCCUUCGAGCCACUGGACAGAAAAUGGAAAACACUUCCAAGGAAAAAAAAUCAGGACAAAUACAACUAUACAGGAAAGUGGGAGGAAUACCCAAAAAGAAUAAUUCCCGGGAAGAAAACGCUUCUAAAAACCGGAAGAGAACAGGGAAACAAAAUGCCAAAAACUCUGGAUCCAGAAGAAUAAAGUCCAUCAUGUCGCAAGGAAACUCCAAGGAACAGCCAAGUCAGCAAAGAAAGCGAGUGUCCAAGAAACAGCAUCCGUGUCCUGAUUGUGGGAAAAUCUUCAACAGAACCUCUGCUCUUAGGGCCCAUCAGAGAGUCCACACAGGCGAAAAGCCCUACAAGUGCACUGAAUGCGAGAAGAACUUCAGCAAAAGUUCACACCUCAUUGUUCACCAGAGAAUCCACACAGGAGAAAGACCCUACACUUGUUUGACCUGUGGGAAAAGUUUCAGUCACUCUUCCCAUGUGAUUAUCCACCAGAGAACUCAUACAGGGGAGAAACAUUACAAGUGUUUAGAAUGUGGGAAAAACUUCCGAUACAGUUCUGAUCUCAUCAGGCACCAGAUUGAACAUGCAGGUGAAAAACCCUUCCGGUGUUCUGACUGUGGGAAAUGUUUCAAUCGGACCUCCAACCUCCUCAUCCAUCAGAGGAUACACACAAAAGAGAAACCCUACAAGUGCCUUGAAUGUGGGAGAAACUUCAGUUACAGCUCAGUUCUUAUCAGGCAUCAAAGAGUGCAUACCUCUGAGAAGCCUUUUAAAUGCCCCGACUGUGGGGAAGGUUUCCAUAUGAACACAAGCCUUCUUACACACCAGAGGAUACAUACAGGAGAGAAACAUUAUUCAUGCUCGGAGUGUGGGAAAAGCUUCAGGUGGAUAUCACAUUUAAAUAGGCAUCAGAAGAUUCACACUGUAGAAGUGUCUUAGGAAAAAAAACCCCACACUUAGAAUAACAGAGUUGGAAGGGACCUUGGAGGUCUUCUAGUCCAACCCCUUGCUUAGGCCGGAAACCCUACACCACUUCAGAGAAAUGGUUAUCUAAUCUCUUCUUAAAAACUUCCAGUGUUGGAGCAUUCACAACUUCUGGAGGCAAGUUGUUCCACUGAUGAAUUGUUCUAACUGUCGAAAAUUUCUCCUUAAUUCUAAGUUGCUUCUGUCCUUGAUUAGUUUCCACCCAUUGCUUCUUGUUCUACCCUCAGGUGCUUUGGAGAAUAGUUUGACUCCUUCUUUGUGGCAGCCUCUGAGAUAUUGGAACACUGCUAUCAUGUCACCCCUAGCCCUUCUUUUCGUAAGACUAGACAUAUCCAGUUCCAGCAACCAUUCUUUAUAAGUUUCUAUAUAAAUUUGAACACUAGGAAAUCAUAUAUGAGUUCCAAUUUAAGAUGCACUCUAUUUUUGGAUGCUAUAUUCUUCUUUUUUCCUCUAACCAAGAUAAAAUACAUUGUUUUGAUCUAAUGUUUAGAUUGUAAGCAACCGAUGUACAAGAACAUUCUUUACAAAGUAAAGUUAAUAAGCAUAACAUUUCCCUGCUUCACCUGACUUUUAAAAGAUUAUUUUCAAUUAAAAAGAAACGAAUGAGAAGUUGUUAAGAGAAACGAAUGGAAAUAGCAAUAGCACGUAGACUUAUAUACCGCUUCAUAGUGCUUUUACAGCCCUCUCUAAGCAGUUUACAGAGUCAGCAUAUUUCCCCCAACAAUCUGGGUCCUCAGUUUACCCACCUCGGAAGGAUGGAAGGCUGAGUCAACCUUGAGCCAGUGAGACUUGAACUGCCGAACUUCAGCUAGCAGUAGUAGCCUGCAGUACCACACUAACCACUGUGUCACCUCAGCUCAUAAUAUUUUUUAAUUUUAAUUAAAAAGAAACUAAUGAAAAGUUGAUAUUUCUCAAAGCACCAACUGUUAGUAACAUUCUAAUUUGACAAAAUGCUGUGGGUAUUAUAAAAACUGAGCAUUCUUGGAAAAUAAAUAUAGUGAGAGGUUGUAACCUAGUUGUUGCCUGGACAUGGGUUCAAAUCACUCCUCUUCCUAAAUUCUCAGAACAGAAUAUCAAUUUUAAGUUAUUUUACUUAUCCAGACUCAGACUGCUACUGAACUAGCUUCUGCCUCCAAGCACAAAGAAGUACUGGGAUGGGAAACACACCAAGGAACCUUCAAGAUUUACUGCAUUGCCUCCAAGAUAGAGAAGUCAUUGUAAACACAGUACUUUGCACCUGCCUUGCCCUGGAAAACAUAAAUUGCUGAGGGAAUAUAGAAUUCUCAAUUUUAGGGGGGAAAAAUCCUAAGAAUCCCAGUUAUACAUCUCAGCAAAUUGUGUAAUAUCCAAAAUCCAAGCCAUUCAGAUGCCUGAGGCUAGCAAACAUUACAGAUACCUGUGCAUUUUAAUACAGGUAGAAAUCUAUUGGGAGAUAAAAGAUAGGAUGAGAGUAUGCCUAAACAAAUAAUCAAUAUAAACAUUAAACUGGAGAUUCAUCUCUCUCUCUCUCUCUCCCCUCCUCUUUUUUGAAAAGUUGAAGAUGUUCAACAAAUCCUCAGACAGGUUUUUAUAUACAGGCACAAAUGAGUGAAAAGGGCAUGAUUUAUUAUGGAAACUUCCAAUGAUCUCCAUAAUUUUUUCCUUGGAAUACCAUAAAGUCGAAACGUAUUUGAAAAUCAACAAAAGCAGCAAAAAUGGUGAUAUGUAGCAUAUUACUCAGCCAAAUGUUAUAAAAUGAAAUAUUGGCCAUCUAUGAAUUGGCUCAUCCACAAAUUAGCCUCCCUAUUCCCGAAAAUAUUUUCACUAGGUAGCCAGGAGUGGCCUGCAUAAAGUUUGCAAAUUUCAUUUACUUAUCUGAUUGGAUGGUAAUUUGACAAUUGCCUUUCCUCCUUUUUAAAACAUUUUUUAUGUGGUUAAGAUGCUAGCCUAGAAAUCAGAAGACUGGCUUGGUGACUUUCGGAAGGCCACUCUUUCUCAGUCCAACCCACCUCACAAGGUUGUUGUUGCUGAGAAAUAGGUAGGAGUAUAUAUGCUUUCUGUUUUGAGAUAUAUUAAAAUGGCAGGAUAAAAAUGUAAUAAUAUAGGGAUAACAAGCACAAGGCAUCAGACACCAAGAAUCUUUGAUAUGCUGAUAUUUUUAUUUUACCACAGAGGUGCAUCCAAAAAUAGCUCCUUCUAGUGAAUAUGAAAACUUCCGAAUAAUUCUACUGUCACAUUUUAACAUCUUACAUAAUACUUACAUAUAUAAAAUGUAUUUUAUACUAUAUAUAAUGUAUUAAUAAUAUUAAUCUUUGAACUAUGGUGCUGGAGAAGACUCCUGCAAGUCCCUUGGACUGCAAGGUGAUCAAACCAGUCAGUCCUAGAAGAGAUCAACCCUGACUGCUCUUUAGAAGGCCAGAUCCUGAAGAUGAAAUUCAAAUACUUUGGCCACCUAAUGAGAAGGAAGAACUCACUGGAGAAGAGCCUAAUGCUGGGAACGAUUGAGGGCAAAAGAAGAAAGAUGACAGAGAACGAGGUGGCUGGAUGGAGUCACUGAAGCAGUAGGCGUGAGCUUAAAUGGACUCCAGAGGAUGAUAAGAGAACAGGAAGGCCUGGAGGAACGUUGUCCAUGGGGUCGUGAUGGGUCGGACAUGACUUUGCAACUAACAACAAAAAUUAAUAUUAAUAUAUCUAUAUAGUAAUACAAUAUUAUUUUACAAUAUAAUUAAAAAAUCCCU
This is a messenger RNA of Ahaetulla prasina, 3755 nucleotides long. Its product is annotated as zinc finger protein 239-like. Gene Ontology annotation, molecular function: RNA polymerase II cis-regulatory region sequence-specific DNA binding; DNA-binding transcription factor activity, RNA polymerase II-specific. The transcript has 2 exons. The coding region runs from base 88 to 993 and encodes 301 amino acids. Gene Ontology annotation, biological process: regulation of transcription by RNA polymerase II. The record is from RefSeq and is a predicted model, not a curated record. NCBI's taxonomy places the organism in Eukaryota, Metazoa, Chordata, Lepidosauria, Squamata, Colubridae.